GGAACAUCCUGAUCUGAUAAUAGCUUGCAGUUGUCUGUCGUCUAAACAUCGCGCAAGGCAGAUGUCGGCAGCUGCAAAUGCUGUACUUUAGUUAUCACCCAUCUGAUUCAACUUCCCGGACCGCCGAAGCCGCGACCGACCUCAACCUCGACCGCUUCUCUUCUACCGUGCAUCUCCAGGAGCCCAGUGAUGGGCAGCAAGCGGCGGCAACCUUUUAUCCUUGCGCAGGAGGCUCUGAAUGCAUCAAUCGAACCACCCAUCCCAUUCAUCACAGCGCGCCGAUUCUGGAUCCUCGUCUACCUCUACCUCGGGCUCACAGCCGCCUCGGCCCUCAUUGCGCGCCUCGCAUGCCGUCCGAUCCUGGCAAAGAUCCUAGCUGCGCGUCGUGCACAGACGGCACAUGCAAGUGGUCUCGUGGCUGGCUUUGUGGAGCGUGCAGGAGAGGCUGUCAACAUCAAUCGACAGGAAGCAGGCGGUGUUGUGGUGGAUACGAAACGACACAAAUUGCUCGUACACAGCUAUACUCAGACUGGCGAGGAUGUAUCAGGGACUAGUGCGAAAGAGGUGUCUGUUGACGAUGCCAAGAAGAGCGCGACGGUGGGACCGGAUGUCACAUUGGCGCAAAUCAAGACGUCGAUAUCGACCAUGAGCAGCGAUGGCGAGGCAGAUGCAUACAGCGGACUCUUACAACGCAGUGCAGCCUUCAAAGAGUAUCUCGACAGCUUGAAUCAAAUGGCGUACCAGCGGAGUUAUGCGGCUCCUGGAGCGCAUGGCAGUACAGACAAGGGCAUACAGAAGUGCAAAGCAGAGAUCAGAAGCGUCAAGGGAUCUGUAUUGAAUGCAAGGAACUUCCCAAGUCGAAUGAUAUCGCAGCAGCAGCAGCAGCAAUAUCACAAACAGCCAAGUCUGGCCGACUUCAAGACAGAGUCUGCUGUUGCUCCUUCAUAAGUCGUGUCUACAUCUAGAUUGCAUCCAGUCCUCCAAUCUUCAAACAUAGUCGUUGGUUAUCCACAGAAGCUUGCUCCAGUUU
This is a messenger RNA of Protomyces lactucae-debilis, 1030 nucleotides long. RefSeq lists its product as uncharacterized. The transcript has a single exon. The record is from RefSeq and is a predicted model, not a curated record. NCBI's taxonomy places the organism in Eukaryota, Fungi, Ascomycota, Taphrinomycetes, Taphrinales, Protomycetaceae. The coding region runs from base 190 to 948 and encodes 252 amino acids.